AUGAGUCCACCACUCCACCCGCCGGCGGUCUACAUAGAGAUAUCACGCACCACCACGAGUGGCCCACUGCCCCACAAGACGUAUAGAACUAGCGCACCAUGGUCCAUUUCCAUGGACCAAGUCCAUGCUAUUUUCCCCAAAAGAAAGUCCACGGCACCUCGCCCCCCUUCACAGAACGGCAGCGCUAACGACCGAGGCUGCCCCCUAAUCCCCAAUUUCCUGGGCACCCAACACGUCACUGUAGUAAGCUCAAUCGCCUCGAGCAACAAGAGAUCUCACCAGCUAAUUCGAUCCUGCGUCCGAUUCGGGUCCUCGCCCGCCAUGGGGUUCGACAAGGAGGCGAGCUCCUCCUCCUCCGGCCUCGACGCGGCGGCGCUGCUGCCGAAGCACGGCGGCGCGGGCGUCGGCGCCCGCCUGUCGUCGCAGCCCAAGACCUUCGCCAACGUCUUCAUCGCGGUGGUCGGGUCGGGCGUGCUGGGCCUCCCCUACACCUUCUCCCGCACGGGCUGGGCGGCGGGCUCCAUCCUGCUCCUCGCCGUGGCCGGGCUCACCUUCCACUGCAUGAUGCUGCUCGUCGCCUGCCGCCGCCGCCUCGCCGACGAGCACCCCAAGAUCGCCUCCUUUGGGGACCUGGGCGCCGCCGUGUACGGCGCCGCGGGCCGCCACACCGUCGACGCCAUGCUCGUGCUCAGCCAGGCCAGCUUCUGCGUCGGCUACCUCAUCUUCAUCGCCAACACCUUGGCGCACCUCCACCCCAUCGGGGACCCGUCCGAGUCCUCGCCUCUCCUCACGGCCAAGGCGCUCUUCAUCUGGGUCAUGCUUCCGUUCCAGCUCGGGCUCAACUCCAUCAAGACGCUCACGCUCCUCGCGCCGCUCAGCAUCUUCGCCGACGUCGUGGAUCUCGGCGCCAUGGGCGUCGUGCUUGGCCAGGACGUGUCCACGUGGCUCACAGAAAGGCCCCCCGUGUUCGCCUUCGGGGGCCCCACCGAGCUCCUGUACGGCCUCGGCGUCGCCGUCUACGCGUUCGAGGGCAUCGGCAUGGUCCUGCCGCUGGAGGCGGAGGCCGCGGACAAGCGCAAGUUCGGCGGCACGCUCGGGCUGUCCAUGGUAUUCAUCGCCGUCAUGUACGGGCUGUUCGGCGCCAUGGGCUACCUCGCCUUCGGCGCGUCCACGCGGGACAUCAUCACCACCAACCUCGGCGCCGGGUGGCUGUCGGUCACCGUGCAGCUGGGCCUCUGCAUCAACCUCUUCUUCACCAUGCCGGUGAUGAUGAACCCGGUCUACGAGGUCGCCGAGCGCCUGCUCUACGGGAAGCGCUACGCCUGGUGGCUGCGCUGGAUCCUGGUCGUGUUCGUGGGGCUCAUGGCGAUGCUCGUGCCCAACUUCGCCGACUUCCUCUCGCUCGUCGGGAGCAGCGUCUGCGUCCUGCUCGGGUUCGUGCUGCCGGCCGCAUUCCACAUGAAGGUGCUAGGCGCCGAGAUCGGGUGGCCUGCGCUCAUCGCUGAUGUGGCUGUCAUCGUCGUCGGCCUGGCGCUCUCGGCGUCUGGGACAUGGACGUCGCUCGCGCACAUGUUUGGUGCUUCCAACGCGUAA
This is a messenger RNA of Triticum turgidum subsp. durum (durum wheat), 1593 nucleotides long. The record is from the annotation of a GenBank genome assembly. Lineage: Eukaryota; Viridiplantae; Streptophyta; Magnoliopsida; Poales; Poaceae.